Onychomys torridus (southern grasshopper mouse) is the source of this 752-nucleotide messenger RNA. RefSeq names its product heat shock protein family B (small) member 3 (gene Hspb3). The transcript has a single exon. NCBI's taxonomy places the organism in Eukaryota, Metazoa, Chordata, Mammalia, Rodentia, Cricetidae. The coding region runs from base 190 to 648 and encodes 152 amino acids. Gene Ontology annotation, cellular component: nuclear speck; cytoplasm. The record is from RefSeq and is a predicted model, not a curated record.
UGUCAGCGUGUGUGCAAAGACAAGAGUGAGUGUACUGGUCUGAUUCAGGCCCAGUUAAACGGCUGUCUGGACAGGACUAUAAACGAAGCUGCUUGGACUGAGCAUCGAGUCUGCACGCAGGCAACGCCAGGGGCUGGACACUCACCGAAGGGAAGCUGUUCAACGCCCGCCGGAGGAGUCGCCUCUGCUAUGGCAAAAAUCAUCUUGAGGCACCUCAUAGAGACCCCAGUGCGUUAUCAGGAGGAGUUUGAAGCUCGAGGCUUGGAAGACUGCAGACUGGAUCAUGCCUUAUAUGCACUGCCCGGGCCAACCAUCGAAGACCUGAGGAAAGCCAGAGGCACGCCACAGGCUCUUGCAGAGGACUCAGCCUCCACGGAGACGCCACCCAGAGAAGGCAAAUCCCGUUUCCGGAUCCUGCUGGAUGUGGUCCAGUUCCUUCCCGAGGAUAUCAUCAUCCAGACCUUCGAGGGCUGGCUGCUGAUCAAAGCGCAGCACGGGACCAGAAUGGACGAGCACGGCUUUAUCUCCCGGAGUUUCACCAGACAGUACAAACUGCCAGAUGGCGUCGAAACCAAGGAUUUGUCUGCCAUCCUCUGUCACGAUGGAAUUCUGGUAGUGGAGGUAAAGGACCCACUAGGGACCAAGUAAAACCUUAUUGGUCCUUGUUCAUACGCCAGGAGAAAGAUGAAAGCCAGGGACACCGGGGAUGUUUUAACUUUUGAGAUGGUUUGCUGUAACUUUUAUGAGGAUUA